CGAUCAUCUAGUUUUCGUGAUGUCUCUCAAAGAUCGUUCUUUUCCAGUGAGCCCUGGAACGGCUCUGUCUGUUUUCUGUUUGUUUCUUUACUCCGCUGGAUUCAUUCGAAUCGAGACAAAGUUCAAUGACUAUGAACGGAGGUUGAGGACUGUGGAGGAAUUCAUGCCUCAAGAUAAAAUGGAACAGGCAAGGACAGAUUUACAUUCGGCUGAACAAGGUGAAGUCAAAAACUGUCUGUAAUUUAUGUUCAUGGUUGUCUUGAUUGUUGCGAGACAUGCUUCUUCAAACUAAUUUAUAUAAGAUGACUUUAAGUUGCAAAUUACUUAAACCCUGUACAGACUUAAAUCUUCUUGAUCGAAUGUACUAGCGAGGUCAUAGUCACGUUUCAUCGCCUCUCCCCUUUCCGUCGAAAACUCCUGGAUGCGCCACUUUUGUUUCUUUCCAUUUAAUCGAACUAAUAUCUUGUAGUUUCAUUUUUCUACCUGCUGACAGACAUUCUAUCAUUGUCGAAUCAUCGCUCAGAAUGCGAGCCAAAUAAAGAACGACAGGCAAAGCUUCUCAUUAUUUCGACUUUUCCUGGCGUUGUUAUCUUUGACUACGAAUGUUGAAUUCAUAGCAAAGUGGACUAACCGGACUUCGCUGACAGCUUGACCUUGCAUGUAUUUUAACUGAAACUAUCUUCGACUCGCCUACGAGAACUUGUUUAAUGAUUCGUCGAGAACAAUCCGCAAAAAUUGAAACUCGCAAAAUGUUCGUAUUACACGUUAGCCAGACAUGAUGGUAAUGGAGAGUAUUUAUUAUGUAUUCGAAGAAAACACCGACAGUCAAACAAGCCGCUUUCAUUAUUCCUCGGCUUCCCAAUAUUUUAAAUUUGAAAUGGCCAUUUCAAAUGGUUAGAGGAUCUCUUCACAUGAGUUCAAGAAUCGGUUAGCAGCACCUAUUUUGAAAUUUUAUCACGUAGGAAAUUUCAGCCCACUUAGAGAGUUGAGUUUUUAACCCGAUCACUCUUAUACUGAAUACUCUUUAAAAGUUUCAAGGAACCUUUCGGCGAUACUCUGGCGAAAUCUACCAACUGCCGCGCGUUUAGUUCAUUCGAGACCGUGCCCGGCAGUGUGAUCAGAAGCGUAUAACUUCCGGCGUCGACAACCAAGCGAUAUUAAAGUAAGCUCAAGCCUAGCGAAUUUGUCAACUAAAAAAGCCAAAUUGAUUUUUGGAAUCGCUUGACAUUUCUAAACAAACGUCUGAUAUUCUUUAGAAGUUUGAAAGAACCUUUCGGUAGAAAUUCCGUGAACAUUUCUGGCUGCCGGGCAUUUUGCCUAUUUGAGACCGUACCCAGCUGCGAAAAAGUAAAUAUUUGUCAAAGGAUUAACUGCAUUCAUAGUGCUUUUGGUAAUUAAAAACAUUCUUCCAGCAAUCCUGAGGCAAAAUUAAAAAUUGAAGACAACAGUGGAUCUAUAUUCGCGUAUUCCGCUCCCCGUCUCGAAAAAAUUGGGGUUUGUCCUCCCACCCCAGCCUAUCCCCCCCUCCUAAUCUCCAUCAUACAAACACAUUACUUAGGGAGACAAUGGUGGGCAAAAUCGCGAGAAAAAAAGAAUAGAUGAUCGUAGUUUUCUUUUUUUUUAUUGAAAAAGGCACUGGAGUGCCAUUUUAAGUUACUCUCUUCCUUUUCUUGUUACAUUUUAGUAGUACCUCCCACCUCCAGGCAGCCGGAAACCCUUCGUCUGAAGCGUAGUAUUUCACAUCCGCCUCCUUUCAACAACUCAGCAAAGAUUAGAGAAAUGAUGGAAGACAUCAUUUCUUCUACAUGGAAGAUUUGCAGCAACAAAGGCAAUUUGAAUGUGUGUCCCCGUGGGCGGCCGGGACCUCCGGGGAGAGCUGGACCCAAAGGUGACAGGGGGAGGAAAGGAAGAAAAGGUGCUCAGGGAAUCAUGGGACCACCAGGAAGAAGUGGAAAACAAGGAAUCAUGGGGCCAACGGGAAUAAGGGGAGAAAAAGGAAUAAAAGGAGACAUCGGGCCACCGGGUAUCCCUGGUAUCCCAGGGACUAAAGGUGAACCAGGUGAAUCUAUUUCAAAGCCAAAAGUAACGAUUUCUCCACCGAAACUAACUGUCAACGAAUCCAACACAGCCUCGUUCUUAUGCUCCGUUUCGGGAAAUCCAGCGGCUCAAAUAUUCUGGUCAAAGGUUAAUGGAUCGUUACCUAGCAACAGGACUAAAGUGACGUCAAAUGGUCAGAUGCAAAUCGCUAGUGUUCGGAUGGAAGAGGCAGGAGAAUACAAAUGCUUAGCGCGAAAUAUUCUUGGAGAGGAUGAAAAAACUGCGAUUCUCGUCGUACAAAGUAGGUUUAAAUAUUAAGUACUUUUUGACUGAGUGGGAGGGCUGGACGAGAAAAUAUUUGGCUCGAGUCAUGCACAAGGCCUUACACAUGUCCGCUUUCACCAUGGUUUUCUGUGGGAUUGUGCGCGCGGGGCCGUAUGGGGCACAUGAUAAACCAUCUUAUAUAAUUGCUACGAGUCUAUAACUCCAAGAUCAAAUCUCGUUAUUCAGAUUUUUUCACCUUUUUUAACAAUUGAGGGACACAGAAUUCCUAGUCCUGACUGAUAACAGAGACACUUUUUCUGGUUCCGAGGAUGUCCCAUGAAAAUAGGAUUCCACCGUAAUACGCAAACCAAAGAAAAAUCUGAUUGUUGUUUUGACGACAAUUUGAGUCAAAGGAAUUUUUAGUUCUAAAGAUGAGCCUCGUCUUUGUAUGAGACCCAUGGAUGAAGGGUCUGUUAUUUUUAAUAUGUGUGAUGAUUUUCCUAAACAUCUAACGAAAAUUUCACUUUCCCCUAGCCCCGCGUAUUUUGAAAAAGGCAAGAACAUCACUUUACAAAAAUGUCACGUGACCAUCUUAUAUAAUUGCUACGACUCUAUAACUCGAAGAUCAAAUCUCGUUAUUCCGAUUUUUUCACCUUUUUUUUUACAAUUGAGGGACACGAAAUUCCUAGUCCUGACAGAUAAAAGAGACACUUUUUCUGGUUCCGAGGAUGUUCCGUGAAAAUAUGAUUCCACGGUGAUACGCUGACCAAAAAUAAAAGCUGAAUGUUGAUUUGAACGACAAUUUGAGUUGAAGGAAUUUUUAGCUCUAAGGAUGAGCCUCGUCUUUGGAUGCAAUGGCAGGUAUUUACAAUAUGCAUAAUGAUUUUUCUAAAUAUCCUACAGAUAAACCGAAGAUCUCACUCUCCCCUGGCCCCACUUAUUUUGAAAAAGGCAAGAACAUCACUUUGCCAAAAUGUCACGUGACCAGUUUUCCUCCAGCCAUUAUCACGUGGUCUAGAGUACGCGGUGAACUUGCAUAUUCCAGAACUGUUGUGAAAGACGGACAGCUGUCAAUUAUCAGUGCUCAAAAGAGAGAUUCUGGUUUUUACGAAUGCAAAGCGUCAAAUGAUUUGGGGGAAGACUCAGCUUUGACACUUCUCAGUGUUUUGGAGCUGCCACGAUUCACAUCAAAUCCUCCUGCUCAGCUCAAUGUUAGACAAAAACAAAAUAUUUCAGUCUCAUGUCAAGCUGCUGGUGACCCCAGACCAAAAAUCAUGUGGGUGAGAGAGAACAGCCAGCUGCCAGUUGGAAGAUCACAAGUCAGUGCGGAUGGAACACUUCAGAUAUGGAAUAUUAAAGAUGAAGACUCGGGCAGAUAUAUCUGUACAGCCACAUCAGCACAACUGUUCAAAACAUCUUCUUUAAUGCGACUGACUGUUGGGACAGGUAAAGAGUGGUUUGACUCGAUAAUUUUUCAUUGGAAGAGAUCUAUAUUUCUCCUCAUUAAGUAAAAUAAAUCUACAGAGCUGAAUGUGACAGACGACAGUGAUUGAAUAUUCAGGUAAGAUUUUAUUUCAAGUGGAAUUCAUAAUCAGAGGCAAGUGAAGGAAAGAAUUACAUGCAAAAAAUAAUGGAGACAUCAAUCAGCUGGAUUCACUAAGUUUUCCCCACUUGAUUGACGAAUACAAAAUCUAAACGAGGACAAAAUCAGAAGCAAAGCAAAACAAAUAAUUUUGAAAAUGAGUUAGGGACUGGUCGAACAGUACUGAUCUUUAACUCAAAUAUAAUUGAAACCACACCGCGUGGGUUACAAGCGACUGCUGCUCUGGCGAAAAAAAAGAUAACGGAGAAACAAAAGAAUAAAAAAUAAAAAUCAUUUCACGAAUAAGCGAAAAAGAUGAAGUUAUUGUUAAAAAUCGGUUUGAGCCUGGAAUGUCAUUCUGUUUACCUCCUAAUCAUACAAGCAGACCCCCAGGGGAUGGGACGAAAGAAGAGGUCAAGGAGGUUCGUUUGCUAAGUUAAAAUGAAAAUGGUGGCUUCCUUCAAAAUUGGGACAUCUGAAGAUAAGUCCCAAUAGUCUAGGAUACUAUAUUGGAAUAUCAAAAACUUGUCAAUAUUAGAAUGUAAUUUACAGUUUUUCAUGGGAAAGAUAAAAAUCGCCUAAUCUCUGGAACAUACUCUCAUCUGGUAACAAAAUCAGCCCUGUUUUUGAGCCAUUCCAAGCAUAUAGCCAGGGGGACUUCUUAAACUCGAUAUCAACAAGUCGUGUAUUUAUCGAUACCCAAUCAGUUGCAGCUAUAUCUCUACCUCUAAGUUCUCUAAUUACUGUAUUGAAAAUUUUAGUCCGGAUGCGAGGCCAUAAGAUGGAAUAAAAAAACAAGAAUGAUUGUGUCACCUGUCUUUACUUAGUGUGCAAGCCUAUUGGUGUGGCGGACAGGAACAGAAUACCAGACGCUAGAAUGACAGCGAGUAGUUUUCAUAAUGGUGACUAUCGUCCUUCCUACGGCCGACUCAAUGAAAGCAGUGGCCAUGGAGGGUGGUGCCCUAAAACUUUAUCUGACAGAACAGACUAUCUUCAAGUUGACAUGGGUGAAGUGCGUUUUCUUUGUGGUGUGGCUACACAAGGACUACAAGGGAGCUCUGCAUGGGCCACCAGCUACAAACUACAAUUAUCUACAGACGGUAUAACUUGGAACACUUACAAGGAAACGAAUAUUGAAAAGGUACGGAGAGAACUGUACGUAAUUGACGUUUUCAGGAAUUAGGAGUUUGAAGUCAAUGCAAAUUAUUAGUUAACAGACAUACACUUAGAUAGUGAAUUUGGACACUUAUCUUCAUUGGCUACUGCAGCAGAGAACAACGUCGGAGAUUGUAAGCUUUUGUAUAACGAGUCUGCAUGCACCACUAGCUAUAAACUACACCUGUCCACAGACGAUACAACUUGGAACACUUACAAGGAGACAAAUAUUGAAAAAAUGCGGAUGAAACUGCAACUUUUGUCUUUAGAAGUUAUGAAAGAGUUUGAAGUUAAUACAAAGUAAUGGUUCAUCCACUUAGUUGGUGGUUUUGGACACUUAUUUUCUUGGGCUUUUACAGCAGAGUUUCAAUUCGGCACUAUUCCCCCUAAAAUAUGUCCAUGUUCCUAAUAUUUGACAAUCAACAUCAGGAGAAGUGCUCAUUUUUACAGAUCUGACUGUAUACAUGAUAAUGUGUAUUAAAUAUGUACAUCUUUUGUUUCAUCAUCAAAAAGGUGAUGAACGAUGCAUGUAUAUUUCACAUCAAAGGAACAACAUCUUUUUUAGAGAAAGACGUUUUUUCGUCUUUUCACGAGCGUGGGACAAAGAAAAAAUUCUGACCAAAAAAAUUAUUUUUAUUUUCAGGUCUUCCAAGGAAAUUUAGACAGGGACAGCAUUGUAAAGCUUUCACUCAGUACUGACGUCAAGGCCAGAUACGUUCGGUUUUAUCCUGUAACGUUUUCCGGUUACCCUUGUAUGAGGGUUGAAAUAUUUGUGCUAAAUUGACCAAAAAAAACAUUCAUUAAUCUACCAGCACAUAUUGACACAAAACAGCCUCUAUGACACAAGGUAAAGAUCGUAAGGCCGUGCUAUUCAGACCAAAGAUAAUAAACCAAACAUAAACAAACGAAUAAGACAUUUUCAAAACAAAAAUAUUUUAGUAAUUUCUUAGCAAUUUUAUGAAUUGUAUAAGUGUAGUGAAAAGUGACGUGCGUAUGUUAAGUCUUGUACAGUAAUAUCGUCGAGAAAAAAAAAAAGAAAAUAUUUCCAAAACAAAAGGAAAAACAGCAACAAAAACAAGGAAUUCGCUGCUCCUUGAGCUGGAUGACCUGCUAAAAUAGGAAUGCAUACUGCAGUUUGGAAUUAAGCAAAGUUGGUGUUUUUAAUAAGGUUAGCAAUAAAGGUAAUUUUAGGUAGUUUUUUAAUUUUUUUUCAGUUGCUUUUGUUUUACACGUAAGUCAUUAUUGUAAAUAACACAAGUAUUGUGACAAAUGUUAGUUUGUAUGUAUAUUGUAGAUCAAAAACUGUUUUUAAAAAAUGCUUUUAGUUGGGAAGAACGGAAUUCACAAUUAUUCGAGUAUUUCAGAAAAGUUUUAAGAAGGCAAAUAUAGCAGCUUGAUCGUAUGAAUAAAGGUUUCCAAAAAUAAGAAGAUUAUUAGAUAGUUAAAAAUGGUUUCAAAGCCAA
Messenger RNA from Pocillopora meandrina, 6501 nucleotides. Lineage: Eukaryota; Metazoa; Cnidaria; Anthozoa; Scleractinia; Pocilloporidae. The record is from the annotation of a GenBank genome assembly.